UGCCUUACAAAAAAACGGAGUAUUACUUGACGAGUUGACGUUAGAAACGGAGUAUUGACAAAAAAAAAAAAAAAAAAAAAAACAAAAAUUAUAUAUUGGAGCUUUUGAAGUGCUUCCCUGUCUAUCUCUCCACCAUUGAAGGGCUUGUGAGGUUUCUCUCUUCCAUUGAAGCAGCUAUUCAGGGCUACGCAAGGAGCUAAGGAUUUGGGUUACAUUAUGAUGCAGGAAAUGGAAGCAAUUCCCGUUGAAUCAAAAAACGAAACGGCUUCAGUUUCUGCUCCACAAGCUGAGCCAGUAGAUCAUGAAAUCAAAGCUCGAGUGGAUGCUGUGUGGCAGAAGAUGAAUAAAGGAGUAUCUGCGAAUACACUAAACUCCAUUGUAAACAAACGUACUCCAAAUGGAAAUAAAACUCCACAGACAGAUAAAGCUUCCAAUAAUUGGAUGUCAUUAUUGGGUUUGGGACCAAAAAAACCAGAAGAGGCUAAUAAGGCAUCCUCAGAAAGGAAGCGCUCCGCUACUGCACAGAGUGCACACAAUGGAACCAGUGAUGAGGCCAAGAAGCUUGCUGCUACUGCUCUUGCUGCUGCCAGAGAUGCUGCUGUUGCUGCCUCUGCAUCAAACAGGGGAAAAGUUGAGGUCACUGAGUUUCUAGACUUUGCUGGUGAAGAGAUUGAGGUGAAGAAGAUGGUUGACCCCAGCUCAAAAGAAGCAGCUGAAAGGGCUAAGGUAGAAGCAGGGCCAUCUUCUGCUGUGGAUUCUGUACUGGAACAAAUAAAGAAGAAACCAAAGCUUAGUCUUCUUGAUAAGACCAAAAAGGACUGGGGAGAAUUCAAAGGAGAAAAUAAGGAUUAUGAGGAAGAGUUAGAUGCCUACAAGAAAAGUUCAAAUCAAUAUUUAGACAAGGUCUCCUUCCUAAAUAGGGCAGAUUACCGGGAAUUUGAAAGGGAGAGAGAUGUUCGACUUGCACAACAGGCAAAGAGGAAGCCAGAUAUGCGAGAGGGUCCCUAGUUGUUUAUAUACGUGCAAUUCUAUAAAAUUUUAUGCUAUUGCGGUUUGUGGAUGUCCUCGCUUACAAUUGUGGGUGAAAGGUUCCUGAUCAUUAAGUAAGCUAGCUUUGUAUCAAUUUCUAAUUUUAGGAUAGUGUCAAUGCAAUGAGGCUGAAAUUAAACGAGAAUGAGCUUUGUGGGAGAUGUAUGUGAUUUGUGAUUCUUUGAUUGAACAAAUGUACCCCAAAUUUUCAUUCAGAUGGAGUGAAGUUAGAAAAAGGUUGACUA
This is a messenger RNA of Chenopodium quinoa (quinoa), 1274 nucleotides long. RefSeq names its product craniofacial development protein 1-like. The record is from RefSeq and is a predicted model, not a curated record. The transcript is spliced from 6 exons. Bases 217 to 1008 code for a protein of 263 amino acids. NCBI's taxonomy places the organism in Eukaryota, Viridiplantae, Streptophyta, Magnoliopsida, Caryophyllales, Amaranthaceae.